This is a messenger RNA of Xylaria bambusicola, 1100 nucleotides long. RefSeq lists its product as uncharacterized. NCBI's taxonomy places the organism in Eukaryota, Fungi, Ascomycota, Sordariomycetes, Xylariales, Xylariaceae. The transcript is spliced from 4 exons. The record is from RefSeq and is a predicted model, not a curated record. The coding region runs from base 84 to 1028 and encodes 314 amino acids.
CCUCUCGAAAUCGUCAAACCUUACCUCCCUUACAACUCAUUCAAACCCUAUUUCCCAAGCUCCUUCAGAACUCUCCUUCCAACAUGUCUCUCCCUCCAGUUGAGAAGCUGCCUCUAGCUCUUCGCAAGAGUGUGAGGGAUGACUGGGAUGCUAAGAAAGGAGAUCUUGAGGCUAAGAUCACCGAGAUCUUGGGCACUGAGUGGACUAUAGAUGUAAAUCCCAACCAGGUCUUCGCCUACGCAGGGGAAGAGAGGAGUUAUGCGAGGGAGAGUCUAGGUGCCUGCAUUCACGAAUACUUUGACAGUGCUAUGAGGCGACUGGAAGAGUUCAGCGAUUACUUCAAAGAGGAUGGUGUGAACGAGCUCAACACCAUCGCCUACGCUCAUGUCCUCAACUUGGAUCUCGACGAGCAGAAGCGCUUCAGUUACUGUGGGUGUGACGUCGUCGAGGGUCGGCUUCGCCUCCUCUUCAGUCCAGGCAACCUAGGCUGCAACAUAGGGUCGUGUCUUGACCGCGAGGUUCUGGCAAAGGCGCUCAACGACGCGCCCGCACCUGAAGAUGCCGCCGCCCCCAUGAGCUUCCAUGCUCGCACCAGCAUUCGUCAAGAAUACGACCCCAAGAUCGAGGAAACUCGGGCACGCAUCGGCGAGAUUCUGUCCAAGCCGGACAUCAAGCUCAACCCAAACUUUGAGGAGAAUUACGCCAAGCUCCUAGAAGAGAGCAAAGUUAAGAAAACGAAUCUUGUUAAAGAAUGGGAACAGCUCUUGGGUGGUUGGACCAAGAGUUACUUCUCGGGUCUGCUUAGCCAGCUCCAGUGGCAAAAAUUCGAGGACGACGAGCUCUUGCAGGAGGGUUUCAACGAUGUGGUUGACAAGGGAGAGGUUGUACUGAGACUCGUCGACAAACUUCAGAAGGACUCAUACUGCGAGUGCGUGAUUGAGGAUGGUAUCCUCUAUCUCCAGACUACUCCUAAGACUUGGGGAUCGAACAUAGAUAAUGCUGCCUCGAAGUUGAUGGACCUCUUGUAAAAGGGAUGUAUAUUAGUUCGUUUAUAUUAGAAUCUUGAUGAUUAAUAAUCAACCUUGCAUGUUUAUAUUCAA